Aplysia californica (California sea hare) is the source of this 1583-nucleotide messenger RNA. RefSeq names its product serine/threonine-protein phosphatase 2A activator. Bases 37 to 1323 code for a protein of 428 amino acids. Lineage: Eukaryota; Metazoa; Mollusca; Gastropoda; Aplysiida; Aplysiidae. Gene Ontology annotation, molecular function: protein tyrosine phosphatase activator activity; peptidyl-prolyl cis-trans isomerase activity. The record is from RefSeq and is a predicted model, not a curated record. Gene Ontology annotation, cellular component: protein phosphatase type 2A complex; cytoplasm; nucleus. The transcript has 10 exons. Gene Ontology annotation, biological process: mitotic spindle organization.
UCCGGCGAAACACGAAUUUUUGGUAGAAAAGCGAAAAUGGAAGCCGCGAAAACCAGUCGGCAAAGUCAGGUCAUUGAUGUUGCUAGUCACACAUUUAUUGUGCCCUACAAGCAGCUGACGUCACCGAAUGAGAUACCAAAAUGGGAAAAAUCACAGGCUUACUCCAAUCUGGUGGGAUUUAUCCUGACUCUAAAUGAAGCUGUCAAGAACAAGAAAAUUCGUGAUGAAUAUCCUGUGUCAGAAGUGGUACAAAAUCUUCUAGAUCUCCUGGGCACUUUGGAGAAGUGGGUGGAAGAAAUUCCUGCCAUUGACCAGCCUCAGAGGUUUGGAAACAAAGCAUUUCGCACUUGGUUCCAAAAACUGAAAGAGGAAGGGCCAGCUCUACUGAAAACCGCCCUCCCCGAUGAGUAUGAGAAAUCCAUCCCAGAAAUCGUUGUCUAUCUGGUGGAGAGUGUUGGCAAUGACACCAGGAUAGACUACGGCACAGGCCAUGAACUGUCUUUUGUUGCUUUCCUGUGCUGCCUGUGUCAGAUUGGGGCUCUCAAGGAGGAGGAUCACCCAGCCCUCGUUCUACGAGUAUUUGAGAGGUACCUGUAUCUGAUGCGAAAGCUCCAGCUCACCUACAGAAUGGAGCCAGCCGGAAGCCAUGGCGUCUGGAGCCUGGAUGACUACCAGUUCCUUCCUUUCCUCUGGGGCAGCUCACAGUUCAUAGAUCACAAGAGAAUCAAACCCAAGUCUUUUCCGGAACCAGACAUUUAUGACAGCUUCUACAAGGACUACCUUUUCUUGAGUGCUAUUAAAUUCAUAAACCAGGUGAAGACUGGCCCGUUUGCAGAGCACUCGAAUCAACUGUGGGGCAUCAGUGGGGUGGCUGCCUGGUCCAAGGUCAACUCGGGUUUGAUCAAGAUGUACAGAGUGGAGGUGCUGAGUAAGUUUCCCAUCAUUCAGCACUUCCUGUUCGGCAGUCUUCUCACACUUGAGCCGUCCACCGAUCCAGUCCCAGCGGUGUCCGCCCCAAUGCCCUCCCCUGCCCCGGGUGCCAUGCCGGGGAGAAUGCCCCCUCUUGGUGCCACAGAUAUGAUGCCCCCGACAGGCAGAAUGCCCCCUUCAGGUAUGACGAGCAUGAUGCCCCCAAUGGGAAGAAUGCCCCCUCCUGGUGUGACUGGAACGAUGCCCCCAACAGGAAGAAUGCCCCCACCUGGUGUGACCGGAACGAUGCCCCCAACAGGAAGAAUGCCCCCUCCUGGCGCGGCAGGUGUGAUGCCCCCGACGGGGAAAAUGUCCCCUUCAUCGCAAUCGCAGCAACGCCCGCCUUCGUCAUGAUGUUGAUAUGUCUGUAGGUUGUGCCUCUUAGUGUUGUAUGUACAUACAAGAAAGAAUGUGACAUGUGCAAGUGUCGUGUGAUGUUUGGAAAAGGUUUGCUUCUGAGCGAUUCAUCAUUGGUGAUAGUCAUUUUGCCUCUAUACCGGUACUGCCGUUUAUCACUCGAAUCUAUCGGUAACAUGCUUGCCAACCUUCCUGAAUUUUUCGGGAAAUUCCUGAAUUGCCAUCGUUGUUCCCGAACCUUUCCCGAGACCGCAUCU